AUGAAGCAAUUCGUGUAUAUAAUUUUUCUAAUUAUAAUCCAUAGAAUGUAUACAGCAGCACAUAAGGAGGAAAUAGAGGGGAAACCCAUGGAAGACAUGAAUUUAUCAAAAGAUAUUCCUAAAGAAGAAAGGAUAUCUGCCUUGCGAAAGGUUCUUGCAAAGAAAAACGUCGGCGGGUGUGUUUUAUAUAGAAGAGAUCCGCACUUAAACGAGUAUGUUCAUCCGCACUAUGAACACAUUGCCUGGCUAACAGGAUUUACAGGGUCAAAUGCAACUCUUUUGGUUCUUCCAGACACCGCGUAUUUAUAUACGGAUGGCAGGUAUUUUAUACAGGCAGAAAAGCAGCUGCCAAAGGAUGUACUUCUUUCUCGGAUGGGCACAGAUCCAACAAUAAGCCAGAGACUAGCAGAGUGCAAUGGUACUAUUGGGAUUAAUGCGCAGGAUAUAACACAGGAAGAGCAUGAGAAGCACUUUAAAAAUCUCCCAGAGAGUGUUGAGAUAGAUAUACUUAAUGAAGACAUAAUUGAUCAGUUAUGGUCAACCCGGCCAAAAAUAGAGCCAGGGUAUCUUGAAGUAAUGGGGCAUCAAGAGUCUGUAGGAAAUAAGCUCAAAAAAAUCCGAAGUGAAAUGAAGAAGAAUAAGGAAAUGCGGUCUAUGAGCGCGCCAUUUGACAUGGUUAUUAUUUCUGACAUGGAUGAGAUUGCAUGGGCCACAAAUUUAAGAGGAAGCGACAUUCCUAUGUCUAGAUUGUUUUAUUCAUUCUUGAUUGUGCAGGAAGAGGGGGCUAUUUUAUUUACAGAUGCAAGUUUGACAACCGAAGUACCAGAUGUUGUUAUACGGCCAUAUGCAGAUUUUUAUAGGUACAUUUCAGAGAUAUCAGACAAAUGCAUAGGAAUAUCUUCUAAUACAAACUAUCAAAUUCUGUGCACUAUUGUAGAGGAAAACAAUGUGGGGGACUUCGAUGGAAUACUUAAUUUAAAGGCAAUAAAAACAGAAGCGGAAAUAAAAGGAUUUGAAGAGGCCAACAAAAGGGAUGCAGUCUAUUUAUGCAUGCUAUUUGGAGAAAUUAAAAAGAAUCUUGCAGAGGGCAGUAGUGUAGGAGAGAAGGACGUGGCAGACCGGCUGCUAGAGCUGAAGAAAGAAGAUCCCGAGUUUAUUGUUCCUAGUUUUGAGACUAUUUCUGGAUACGGAGAGAACGGAGCAAUUAUUCACUAUGCGCCAGAGGACAACACAACUAAGCUUUCAACAGACAGCCUAUUUUUAAUUGACUCUGGGUCGCAGUACACAAUGGGCACUACCGACAUAACAAGAACCGUUUGUUUUGGAAAGCCAACAGACCAACAAAAAAGAGACUACACAGCACUUAUCAAGGGGCACAUUGACUUGGAGACCACUAAGUUCUCAGAGAAAACUGCUCUUGGCGCACUGUCAAUUAUAGUAAGAAAGCACGUCUGGGAUGAGAACAUUGACUAUGCGCAUAGCACUGGGCAUGGUGUAGGAUUUGGAUUAAAUGUACAUGAAGGCCCGCAAACGCUAGACAGCUCAUCCAGAGUAAAAGCAUUGCCGGGGAUGAAUAUAACUAUCGAACCAGGUAUCUACAGAGAAGGUAAGUACGGGCUACGCCAUGAAAAUCUAGCUGUAGUAGAGAAGUAUAAGAAGACAAAAGGAUUCUUACAGCUUAGAAACAUUACUCCAGUCCCAUUGCAUUUGGAUUUAAUUGAUACUGAAAUCCUAUCGCCACAAGAGAUAGAAUACAUAAACAAGCAGUCAAAAAACAUCCAACAUAUGUUGAAGCCGCUGCUUCUUCACCACAAAGAUGGUCUUGCCUGGCUUGUGGAAAACACCCGAGAUCUUUAAUAUCAAACAAGGCAGAAUGCUAACA
This is a messenger RNA of Nematocida parisii ERTm1, 1882 nucleotides long. RefSeq lists its product as uncharacterized. NCBI's taxonomy places the organism in Eukaryota, Fungi, Microsporidia. The record is from RefSeq and is a predicted model, not a curated record. Bases 1 to 1857 code for a protein of 618 amino acids. The transcript has a single exon.